GCCAAUGCACGAAGAGCAUCACAAAAAAUUUCAGCUGCACAACGCAAGGAGACUGAAGACACGCUCACUGGUGCCAUCCGACGGAUACUUGCAGAGCAAAAUGACAGGAUCGAGGCCAUCGCGUCCGAACAUGGCGUCACUCAAGACAAGGUGAAGAAGCUUAUGGGAGGUGAAAGGUACUACAAAAAAGGGAGCCGAAAUACGCAACUCGCCAAUGCGUUGAUACAUGCAAAAGCGCAAGAGGUCAAUGCAGAUCGUCCUCGUGGCGCCAAGUAUUCACUUGAUGAGAUUCGAGAAAUGGUCAAGGCAGACGAGAGUAUGCAAAACCUAGUUCACGAGGAGCAGCAAGAAUAUAUUACCAAACUCAAUGAAUGCCGUGCCCUCCAGAACAUGAGUAUUCGCGCAACGAACACUGCAGCAGCCCGAGAUGUUCAGUCAAUGUUAGAUAAUGUCUUUAAGAUGCUUGAUGGUCUCGCCCUUCGAACUGGAAUCUACACCUGCCUCUUCACCUCCCGUGGACAUGUGUACGAUACCGCGCAAGCAACGUGGUUUGGCACAGAUAAUGUCAUGGACUUCUGGGAGGAUGUCCUUCAAACAGAGGCUGACGAAAUCACACGGAAACUGGAACAAUGGGCAUGU
Suillus fuscotomentosus is the source of this 639-nucleotide messenger RNA. RefSeq lists its product as uncharacterized. The annotation marks the transcript as partial. The record is from RefSeq and is a predicted model, not a curated record. Lineage: Eukaryota; Fungi; Basidiomycota; Agaricomycetes; Boletales; Suillaceae. The transcript is spliced from 3 exons.